Molecule: messenger RNA, 481 nt
Organism: Macrobrachium nipponense
Lineage: Eukaryota; Metazoa; Arthropoda; Malacostraca; Decapoda; Palaemonidae
Exons: 4
Coding region: 1-360 (119 amino acids)
Source: RefSeq, a predicted model, not a curated record
AUGAUUAUAGGAAAAGCAGCCGUGCAGUUGUGGGGCAACAUUCAAGCAUCGCCAGAACCGGAAUCAGACGGCAGAGAUGGUGAAAAUGGGAUUAUUGUCAGCCGUGCUUUUAGUCUCUGUUUGCCAUAUUCAGCUCAUCAGAAGCAAGUCCUGGCAAAAUUGAUCCAGUUUGCAUCGAUCGAAUCUGCACUCUUGAACUCUUCCCCAUCUGUGGCAGCGAUGGAAACUCAUACGACAACUUGUGCUUAUUCAACCUUGAGAAGAGGUGCAGCAAUCCUAAGCUUACUAUUCGAUGCCAUGGCGAAUGCAACCAGUGUGGAUAACAGCAAUGGAAGAAAUAGUUCAAAGAACAAUACUUGAAAUCAACUGUAAUCCUUCAAGUAUUUUAUUGUAAACUUGCCUAAGGUUUCUUCCACGAGUGCUUGUACACUUCUUUGAAUGCAUCAUUCUGAAGCAUUGUAUCAUGUACUGAAACAUUAAU